Messenger RNA from Gongylonema pulchrum, 327 nucleotides. The record is from the annotation of a GenBank genome assembly. NCBI's taxonomy places the organism in Eukaryota, Metazoa, Nematoda, Chromadorea, Rhabditida, Gongylonematidae.
AUGCUAGCGCCCUCACUGAGCGCACUCAUUGUCAUGAUUGCUAUACUUGACAUGGGAAACGCUCGGCGAAAAAAAUGUCCGGAUGGGUUUUGGAAAGAAGGCGCAAUAAUCCAAGCGCUGAUGAAGAAUUAUACAAAAAUGCUGCCUGAAACUGAAGAUGCUGUGCAAGUGGACAUCGAAAUACAUGUACAGGAUGUUUCGGCACUGAAUGAAAUCACUGCAGAUUUCGAUGUGGAUAUAUUGUACACUCAGCUGUGGCACGAUCAAGCGCUAAGCUUCGCAAACUACAGCGCUUGUAAGCACAAUAUUACAAUGGAAUCCAAGUAG